CAGAGUGACGUUGGCAUAUAUAUAUGCAUAGUAAAUUCUAUCAUCAAUGUUACGGACUUAAUAAUUGCGAUUCCUUGAUUUUCAGCAAAUGGCAAGAUUUUGUUCUUUAAAGCACUUACACUCUUCCGUAGAAUGUCGCCCGAGACAGCAAAUAUAUCACGAACACCAAAUGCAAGCUUAAAUUGUUCUGAACAAUCAUUUUGUUUGGCUUUUCCGGUGGUGUUUUGCAGGACGUAUAGUUUCAAAUAUAUAUAAAAACAAGAUGACGACCGCUGAAUCAUCCACGGAUGUACUUCCAGGAUUGACCAAUGAACGACACCCAGAUAUCUUCAACCUGAAAGCGAGGCCAAAAGUUACAGAAAAGAAACCUGGUCAGCUGCCGGAACACAUGAUAAAACAGUUUUUCGAAGAUGGAUACGUGAUUGUCAAAGAUUUCUUUACCAAAGAAGAAUUGGAACCAUGUAAAAAAGCAAUCGAAAGAUUCGUCGACCAGCUUGCUCAUAAACUUUACAACGCUGGAAAAAUAGAUGAACUGUAUAGUGGUUACGGCUUUUUCGAACGACUGACGAAGAUUGAGAACGAUUUUCCUGGAGCGAACAUAGUCUUACAUAAAUAUGGUGUUUUGCCCCAGGCUUUUAAAGAUCUUUGGACAAAUGAACGUUUAUUAAACGUAGUUGAGCAACUGAUUGGUCCAGAUAUCGCGGGGCAUCCUGUCUGGAAUCUACGUACAAAGACCCCUCAAAAUGAGGCUACAACUGUCCCUUGGCACCAAGACACUGCCUAUUUAGACAGAAACUCGUACACUGUCCUCCAGCCUACGGCUUGGAUUCCUCUUCUAGACGUCAAUGCUGAUAAUGGAUGUAUGCAGGUCGCCCACAGAGGUCAUAAGACAGGCAAGGUGGCGCGCCAUCAGUGUUGUUAUGGCAAAACGUGGUACGUGAUGUUGGAGGAGGAAGAAAUGGCAAAAACACUAGAGGUUGACUUGGACAAGGACAUCGUAACGUGUCCCGUUCCAUAUGGAGGCAUGCUACUACUGAAUAAUAUGAUUCCCCAUCGAAGUUUGCCAAACAUGUCCAAACAGAUCCGCUGGAGUCUGGACCUUCGAUGGCAGACACCGGAUCACUCCGCUGGCUUUUACGGAAUGAAGGAUCACCUGCUUUUCCGGACCUCCAAAGAUCCCGAUCACACGAUUGACUGGUCUGGGUUUGACGGGGAUGACCGCUGGUCUAAACAGAAAGACUCGGUCAAGGAUCUACAGGAUGUACUGCCGAAUGCAGAAGACGCCGAUUUUGACACCACUAUUCAGGGUCCCUGGAUGAAGAAAUGGGACCUCGUUCAUCACAACCAACACACGGCAAAACUUACAGACGGCAAACAGUUGUCCUGGCAUGCGCCAACGAAGGCUUAGGAGCAAGUGGCCAUAGACAGCACAGGCACUUGUUUCAGCGAUAUAGAGUACCUAGAGCUUUACCUCAAACUCAGGAUUAGGCGUCUGUAAAAGACAGACAUUUUGCUUGUCAUAUUAAGACAAACAUAGGCUAUGCGAAAUCUGUGUUGUGAGAGAAAACCUAUUAUUAUCAUUGUAUUAUAUUAAGAUUAACUGACAAAUGUAUCUAUAGGUAAAUUUUGAUUUUAACAGCUCUUGAAAAUAAAGCCAACGUUAAUCUUACUGUGAAAUGAGAAUAAACGUUGAUUGCUCUGUAUGUGUAAUA
Messenger RNA from Magallana angulata, 1712 nucleotides. RefSeq lists its product as uncharacterized. NCBI's taxonomy places the organism in Eukaryota, Metazoa, Mollusca, Bivalvia, Ostreida, Ostreidae. The record is from RefSeq and is a predicted model, not a curated record. Bases 263 to 1408 code for a protein of 381 amino acids. The transcript has 10 exons.